Phalaenopsis equestris is the source of this 925-nucleotide messenger RNA. RefSeq names its product isoflavone reductase-like protein. The record is from RefSeq and is a predicted model, not a curated record. The coding region runs from base 1 to 822 and encodes 273 amino acids. The transcript is spliced from 4 exons. Lineage: Eukaryota; Viridiplantae; Streptophyta; Magnoliopsida; Asparagales; Orchidaceae.
AUGCCUCCUGGCAAGGCCUCAACUAGCUCCCGGAACAAAUCCAUCUGCCAAAAGUCUGGGGAGAUUGCAGCUACCCUCACAAAAAUCUCCUCGUUGUAUUUAGCCACAUUCUUGCUUCCAAGAAAUCGCAAGAGCGCCGCCAAGUCGCAGCCUCAGCGUCAGUCUCCAAAAUCCCAUGAAGUUCGUAGCAAGGCAGCAUAUGUAGAGCAAGAUGACGCGGUUGACACGCAUGUGGAUGAGUAUAUUCGUGGCCGCCGUGUCAGCGUUUUCGGCCAGAUUGAUGAUGGUGUGCGAAAUGAAACAUUGAAUUGCAUUUCGCCGCCACCACCGCCAAAGAACAACUACACGAUCAUCUCUAACAACUACUUCGCCGGUUACUCCCUCCCCACCUUGGCUCAAGCCAGCCCUCCCGUUGACAAAAUCACCAUCUUUGGUGAUGGAAACACCAAAGGUGUUUUUGUUGAUGAAGAUGAUAUUGGCAUAUAUACCAUCAAGGCAGCUAAUGAUCCAAGAACCCUAAACAAGAUUGUCUACAUAAGGCCCCCUGGUUGCAUCUACUCUCACAACGAGCUAAUCUCUCUUUGGGAGAAGAAGACCGGCAAAACCCUAGAGAGGAUUUAUCUCUCGGAUGAAGAAAUUUUUAAGAUUAUCCAAGAAGCACCGAUCCCUUUCAACGUAAUAUUUGCUCUAAAUUACCUGGUGUUUGUGAAAGGAGAUUGUCUCAGCUUUGAGAUUGACCCAGCCAUUGCUGCUGAAGCCACUGAGCUCUAUCCCGAAGUCAAAUACACUACAGUUGAGGAAUAUCUCAGUCGUGUUCUGUAAAUAAAGUUUACAAUUAUCUCCUCCUCAAGUUUUUCAGAAAAGUCCUAUGAAAAUUUUCUGUUAUUGUGUUGCUGUUUUGCUCAUCUUUGCAUCCUUGUUUGAA